AUGCCGUCAGAUUGUCAUACUGUCAAAUCUGCAGGAUCGGAUAGACGGGUCCUAACCAGUUGCUUUCAUGGGGAAGGUAGUGUCACAGCCAAGUAUCCUGUCAAACCUGCAGGAUCGGAUAGACGGGUCCUAACCAGUUGCUUUCAUGGGGAAGGUAGUGUCACAGCCAAGUAUCCUGUCAAACCUGCAGGAUCGGAUAGACGGGUCCUAACCAGUUGCUUUCAUGGGGAAGGUAGUGUCACAGCCAAGUAUCCUGUCAAACCUGCAGGAUCGGAUAGACGGGUCCUAACCAGUUGCUUUCAUGGGGAAGGUAGUGUCACAGCCAAGUAUCCUGUCAAACCUGCAGGAUCGGAUAGACGGGUCCUAACCAGUUGCUUUCAUGGGGAAGGUAGUGUCACAGCCAAGUAG
This is a messenger RNA of Botrytis deweyae, 408 nucleotides long. RefSeq lists its product as uncharacterized. The record is from RefSeq and is a predicted model, not a curated record. The coding region runs from base 1 to 408 and encodes 135 amino acids. Lineage: Eukaryota; Fungi; Ascomycota; Leotiomycetes; Helotiales; Sclerotiniaceae. The transcript has a single exon.